AUGAGUUAUCUUAGGAGAGAGAAUUUCAGAUCUUUCUUUUUCUGCAAAUGGUCUCGAUCAUAUUUUGGGCUUCUUUUGUUCUUCUUCAUGCCAUAAUAAUUGGUGGGUUUUAGUGUAUGAUUUCUAUAAUGAACUGACACCCAUUGGAUCAGCCCCAACCACUCAAUUUUGAUGAUUCAUAGGCUUGAAAUACCAAUCUUAAAAGUCAUGAAUAUUCCUUUUUCCAAACAAUUUCAUACCUAUGUUAUAGUUCAGUGCUUAAAAUUGGCUUCUUUAAAUUGAUUGUUGCAAUAUUAUAACAAAAACUACUACUCUUUUUUAUCAACUAAGCAUGAUGAUGGUGCUCCUGAACUAAUGAGAGCACUAGUAAUGGGGUGAGCAGAGUUGACAUAACCCAUUUUUGGGUGAGAGACAAGAUCGACCCCAUUAAAAGCUUGUUUUCUGAUUGCCGAUAACUUUUCUUUGAACAGGGCAUUUCAGAGCUUGUUUUCUAUGAGCAAAAUCUGAUUAGAUUAGACUGUUAAUACAGACUCCAGAGCAUCAUGGUUCAUACACUUGAAGCUAUCAGAGUAGGUGCCAUUGGAACAAUCAGUGCUCUGAUUACCCAUGAACUAGAUGCCAUCAAGAGCACACCCCAGAUGCCGAUAUCCUAUGAAAGCCGACCUCACAGACAAACUGUCCCAGUUUCCAUUGAUUGUGGUGUAUCAACAAGAUUGUCACAACCAAGAAGAAUGUCAUCUUACAAAAUGAGAAGAGCUGACAACAUGAGCAAUGCUCUGAUCGUAGAAGGCAAGGGAGCGUCCAGAAGAAAUUACACAGCACUCACCAUUCUCCCCAUGGCAUUCCUAUGCUCAGUUCAGAAGACAUUUCCAUGGAUAGAACUUUCAGAAGGGGAAGAACUACAAAGAAAGGAUUUGGUAUUGUUGAAAUUGUGGACUUCAAAUGUGGGAAUACUGAGAAAUCAUGGUCCAAGCCUAUUACUGAUCAAUUCAAAAAGCUCAAUUUUUUGCGGCUUUCUGAUUAACCUGGAAGAUUCUAUGUCAGGGCGUAUAAUUGUGAGAUUACAUAGCCUCGCACUCACUGAUUCAAAUAUGCAGAAAGUUAUUUUGUCAAGGAAGUUGCUUGUGGAUGAAGAAUGGUGGUCUUAUGAGAAAGCUCCUUACGUGGCAAAGGCUAUGAAGAAGAAGGCGGAGUAUGAGAAAGCAAUGAAAGAGUUUAACAGCAAACUCAAUGGCAAUGGAGAAUUGAAGCCUGAUGAAUCUGGAAAAUCAUCUUCUGAAGUCCACGAUGAGAACGAGCAGGAAGGAAGGGUUGGAGCUUGCUGCGAACGGAUGAAUGUUGGUACAGUUCGUGGAAAUAAAUUUGGACAUAUAGUGCUUGUGUUCUUUUUUCUGGUUGUUUCCUUCACUGCCCUUUGUUUCAGAAGAGCAGUACUCCAGAGCAUCAUGGUUCAUACACUUGAAGCUAUCAGAGUAGGUGCCAUUGGAACAAUCAGUGCUCUAAUUACCCAUGAACGAGAUGCCAUCAAGAGCACACCCCAGAUGCUGAAGGCGAGGGAGCGUCCAGAAGAAUUACACAGCACUCGCCAUUCUCCCCAUGGCAUUCCUAUGCUCAGUUCAGAAGACAUUUCCAUGGAUAGAACUUUCAGAAGGGGAAGAACUACAAAGAAAGGAUUUGGUAUUGUUGAAAUUGUGGACUUAAAAUGUGGGAAUACUGAUAAAUCAUGGUCCAGGCCCAUUACAGAUCAAUUCGAAAAGCUUAGUUUUUCGCGGCUUUCUGAUUAACCUGGAAGAUUCUGUGUCAGGGCGUAUAAUUGUGAGAUUACAUAGCCUCGCUCUCACUGUUUCUUAGAGGUUUCAAGGCGCCCUCUGAUUCAAAUAUGCAGAAAGUUAUUUUGUCAAGAAAGUUGUGAGCUAUAAUACAGGCUAUGUAUAUCAUAUUUUCUUCAGUUUGUUUGAUGUUUCAGGCUUGUGGAUGAAGAAUGGUGGUCUUAUGUCUUUUACAUCAAUUCUCAGGAUAAAAGUGGUUUUUUUUUAUUUUUUUGAUAAACCAACCUUGAUCAUGUUGACAGAAUCGUCUCGUUUGUUUUCCUUUCAGUUCUCUUUUUCGUUAGAACUUUAUUUUUUGGAUUAUUUACUUCAGUUAUGUUCAUUAAAAUUGCAUGUUUUGUUCAUCCUAACCCAUAAUUAGCUCUGCACCUUUCUCCUUAAGAGUGCUAAUUUUCAAUUUAAAAGAAAUUUAUUUUAAGACAUUACGUGUUGGGAGAAGGCUUGGGACAAAGGGACAAACAUUUUUGGGGACAGAGGAUCCCUAUGCCUUUAAUUUGUGUUACAAUCUUGAAUUUAGUCUUUUGCGUAGUGCUAGGUACUGCCAUGCAGGGCAACAUAGACCACUGAAUUUAUAACAUCAGAAAUCUCCCCAAGUCAAUGUUAGUAAGAGGUUGAAUGCUCCCAUAUGAUAUGAAGUUAGUUCCAUGCAUGAGGGGUCGCAAUUUGGUUUCCUCUUGUAGUUAGCAAGAGCCACUUACUUUAGCAUACACAAAAGUGACAUGCCUCUCCUAAAUGGCAGAAAAUUUUGUGCUAAAGGUCCGUGGUUGUUUUUGCCAUCAGACUUGUACAUCCACAGUUUACUUUUAUAGGUAUCAAAAUGA
This is a messenger RNA of Camellia sinensis, 2650 nucleotides long. The record is from RefSeq and is a predicted model, not a curated record. NCBI's taxonomy places the organism in Eukaryota, Viridiplantae, Streptophyta, Magnoliopsida, Ericales, Theaceae.